AUGCUAAGAGAAGCUCUUAUAGGUUUAUUUCUUGCUUUUUUCAUUACAUACAUAAUUGUGACUGAGAAGAGGAUCGAUAGCUUAACUUCAUCAAAUACAGAUUUGAGGAAGAAAGUGGAACACCUUAUCAAUGCGAAUCAGAAUCUGUUGAAAGGAGUUGAGGACUCGUCAAAGAAGGUUGCCUUUACAGCAGGUACAACAGGUGCGGGAGGAAUCGGAAGCGGAAGUACACUAGUAUUUCCUGUGGUCAUCAAUAACGUUGGUGGUGGAUACGACCCAGGUACAGGGAUCUUUACCGCCCCCAUGGCUGGACAGUAUGUCUUUUACAUUAGCGCCCAGGGGUAUAGCAGUGACACAUUGUAUGUAUCUAUUGUACACAACGGAGGUGCGAAGGUGAUGACAAUGUCAGAUGGAGGACGGGGUAAAGAUUUCUAUGACUCUGGAUCCAACCUAGUGACUCUAAAUCUACAACAAGGUGACAGAGUGUGGGCAAGGUGCCAUAGUGGGUCAAAUUACUACAGCGAGGGGAUACCCAUUACAACCUUUUCCGGUUUUCUAGUUUGAUAAAUCAGAUUAUAUGUUUGCCCCUAAGUGUCCAGUGCAUAUCAGAAAGCUUUAACAGAUUU
Molecule: messenger RNA, 626 nt
Organism: Saccostrea echinata
Lineage: Eukaryota; Metazoa; Mollusca; Bivalvia; Ostreida; Ostreidae
Product: caprin-2-like
Exons: 2
Coding region: 1-564 (187 amino acids)
Molecular function (GO): protein binding
Source: RefSeq, a predicted model, not a curated record